GAUUGCAUGGUGGCCUGCACGUCAAGACUACCCGGGGCGUACGUGGGCUUGGCACAAUGGGCACAAUACGGCGCAUGUCAGGUGACAGGUCGAGAGCUCGAUCGAUAUCGACGGUCGAUCGAUAUCACAUGACUUUGAUUAUGCAUGCAAGCUAGCUAGCCAUUAUUAUAUUGGAUUCACGCAUCGCGAUUGCUGGUAUACAGAUACAUGUAGUUCAAUUCUGGCCUCUACCGGUAAAAUUUAGAAAAUGGAUAAGUUGAUAAUAGUAGUAGGACUUUUUGUCACAGUUGUCAUAUUUUCAGCUGCUAGUGCAUCCAACGUUCCGGUUGUAGCUUGGUCGAAUACGAGGAGCCUGUUUGAUACUCGUCAGAUAUCUGCUGGUGAAGAAGUCAGCAAAGAAUCUCUGAGAGAUGAUUUUGUGAAUCAUGUCAUUGGAGCAGACCAAAAGCCACAGACAAUAAUCCUGGUCUUGAUGAACAAGUUGAAGCUUGGUGAUCUCACUCGAUACAGCAAUGCAUAUGAUGCACAAAACCAAGGAGGAAUUAUUCCUAACAUCAAGAGCUCCAUGGAAAGUUCUGCAUCAAGCUUGGUUCUUCCCCAGACAGACACAUCUGACCUUCUUGAUGACCUGAUGUCAAAGGUCACGGGACUUAUCACAGAAAUCAACAAUCCUGUUGAUGUACAGUCUCUUGCCUUAGAUUCUAAACAGACCAACCUUGUUAUUGUCAGAGUUGAACCUAGUGACUCUGUUGAGGAGCAGCUGAAGGCAGCUGAUAAAUAUGUCAAGAUUCUUAUGAAUAAAUUCAAUGGAAGAUCAACUCCAUUCACACUCUUCUUCACUGCUUCACCUAUAUCCCAGGAUUCAUCUCAUGCAAGUGGGCGUCGUCUCCUUCAGGCCACUGAUGGUGAUGCAGCUAAGUUUGCAUUCAUCAACUUCACAGAAGAUGGCUGUCAAUUGUAUUUCUUUGCAGCAAACAUCAAUGUGCAAUUUGUGAAAGGAGCAGAUGGCCAGAAGAAUGAGAGUGUGCCACUUCCUACUACUGGCUGGGUAUCCACAGGAUCAGAUUGUUUGACUAACAGAUCACUCAUCUUCAACUUGGGGAUUUCGGAUUUGGAAGGAUUGAAUGGCACUGAUUGGAUAGAAAGUGUGUCUUUUAAAGUGGAAUUCAACAUGACUGCAAGAGACUUCUGGUAUGUAAGCAAAAGUUCUAUCACUGCUCAACUAAAAGGACAAAAGGAGUUAACACACAUGAUUGAUUUACAUGAGUUAGAGACUCCAUUAGGAUGGUCCUAUCACUGUGGUGAUAUUACAUUUGUCAGCAAGCAGCAACCAAAUAAAACUGAUGACAUGGUCAAUCUUAUUUUCAAGGAUUUCCAGAUUCAACCAUUUGGGAUUGAGAAUGACAAGUUUUCUCAAGCUAAUGACUGCAUAGGUUACUUCUCUCCAGCUAUUUGGAUGGGAAUCAUAACAGCAUUGCUUGUUAUUGCUAUCAUUGGUUUUGGUAUUGGUAUGAUGGCUACUGUCAAGGUUAUGGAUAAGUUUGAUGACCCCAAGGGAAAACAGCUCAUGAUCAAUGUUCCAGAGUCUUAAUGCUACUCUUUCUCCUAUACAUGUCAGUUAAAGCAGAUAGGGAUUUAUUGAAAAUGUUCUUGUAGCAUAGGGAAAAUGUAUUUGACCAAUCUAUGGUAUCAAUUGAUUAGCAAUAGAAUAGAUGAAAUGUAAAUGUCAUUCGGUUAGUAAAGAAAAGUGGUACAAGUUUUGAAAUACUAUAUGACAUGAAAGUAACUUCUACAUUUUCAGUUCAGAAAAUGAUUCCAAAAAAGACAUCAAAGUAGCAGAUAUAAUUCUAUGUAUAUGUAGGUAACCACAUUCCAAUGAUAUCAUCUGAUCAUUUUUGUUGAAUGUUACGAAUUAAUUAGCUAGCCUUAAUUGUGGAAAAUCGUAUACUGUGGUUGAAAUUUAAUGUAAGGGCAGCAGAUCUUACUGUUUGAUAUUUUAAGCCAGUUUUACUACUAAUAGUUACACAACAACAAUGACUGACAAUGUAUACGGUAAUUAGAACUUUCCUUGUUGACCUUCUGUGAUUACACAUACUCUUCUGUUGAUGUAUUAUUGUACGAAUUUGAAAGGCAUGUCAAUUCUUAUUGCUCACUCUUUAUACAUAGAUGACAUUGGUCUUGGAUAUAUGCAACAUAUGAAAUAUUUGUACAAGUCUAGUUUUAAAUCAUGAGGGGGGGGGGGGGGGUUGUGUUCAUUAUAUUGAUGGAACAUUGAUGAAACAAUUUUGUGGGGUCUGAAAAUAUAAGGUACAUGUAUUAAAAAUAGAUGACAUCUAAUUUGGUGCAUUUAGAGCAGAACAUUGAGUUGCUGUCUUUAGGAAUUAACUGUUAUACAGUUUAUUACACAUACCCAUUUAAUUGUAUCCCCCGAACAGAGUUCGGAGGAUAUUAUGGAUUUGGCCUCGUCACGCCGCCGCCGCAGAGAUUUCCUUGUGAGCGCUCUAUCAGCUGCAUUUCUUCUCCGAUCAUCUUCAAAUUUGGCAUUAAGGUUGAGUAUGGUAUAGCGAAGCCGCCUAUUGAUUUUGGUGUGGGCGGAGACAUCGUUGCCAUGGCAACAAGAGUUUUUGUGGAAAUAACAGAUGUCCUUGUGAGCGCUCUACCUGUUGCAUUUCUUCUCCGAUCAUCUUUUAAUGUGGCAUGAAUGUCCAUUAUGGUAAAGCAAAGCCGCCUAUUGAUUUUGGUGUGGGCGGAGACAUUGUUGCCAUGGUAACAGGAGUUUUUGUCUCGCCCACCAGAGGUGGAUCCAAACAUCGUCCGUCCGUCCGUCACAAACCUUAUGACACAUAACUCCACAACCGUAAGUCACUUUUCAACCAAACUUGGAUGGUAGAUGGACUUGGGGGACCUGCAUGUUAUGCUGCAGUCGGAGGUCACAUGGUAAGGUCAAAGGUCAUUUUCAGGUCAACGUUAAAGUUUACAUGCAAGACUCUUUUAUGACACCUAACUCCGCAACCUUAAGUCACUUUUCAACCAAACUUGGAUGGUAGAUGGAUUUGGGGUACCUGCAUGUUAUGCUGCAGUCAGAGGUCACAUGGUAAGGUCAAAGGUCAUUUUCAGGUCAAUGUUGAAGUUUACAUGCAAGACUCUCUUUCUCCGAAACGAUAAGUCACUUUUCAACCACACUUGGAUGGUAGAUGGGCUUGGGGGACCUGCAUGCUAGGGUCAUUGUCGCCAUGAUAAUUGUAUUUAUUUGUCAAAUUUCUGUGUGAGCUCUAUAUAUCGCAAUGACGGAUGACGUGGUGGGUUCGGGGGAUACAUGUGCUCGGCUGCGCGACCCGCCGAGCAUCUCUAGUUGUCAUUGAUGUUCAAACACUCACCAUUGUUGUCUACACAAUAUUGAUGGCAAAUAUCUUGACUUCAUCUUUCAAUUGUGAAAGAUAGAAUAACAAAUUUUCAUCAUAAAUA
Molecule: messenger RNA, 3465 nt
Organism: Lytechinus pictus (painted urchin)
Lineage: Eukaryota; Metazoa; Echinodermata; Echinoidea; Temnopleuroida; Toxopneustidae
Product: V-type proton ATPase subunit S1-like
Exons: 9
Coding region: 248-1591 (447 amino acids)
Source: RefSeq, a predicted model, not a curated record